This is a messenger RNA of Monoraphidium neglectum, 1944 nucleotides long. RefSeq lists its product as hypothetical. The record is from RefSeq and is a predicted model, not a curated record. The transcript is spliced from 4 exons. Gene Ontology annotation, biological process: regulation of DNA damage checkpoint. Gene Ontology annotation, cellular component: nucleus. NCBI's taxonomy places the organism in Eukaryota, Viridiplantae, Chlorophyta, Chlorophyceae, Sphaeropleales, Selenastraceae. Gene Ontology annotation, molecular function: protein binding; DNA binding. The coding region runs from base 1 to 1944 and encodes 647 amino acids.
AUGCCGCCGCUUGAACCUGUGGCGGGCGACGCAGUCUCUUCACGCCGCACCCGGAGCUCGUUAGCUGUGGACCAAGGCAUGCCGGUGGUCGAAGAUGCCACACCAGCACCAAAGGCGCCAAAGGCUGGCAAAGGCAGGGGCCGCGGCAAGGCCAGCGGCCAGUCGCCCAGUGACGCGGUCGAGCAGGUCGAUGCGGCCCCCGCGGACGGCCUGACCCCAUACGAGCGGGAGCGGCUGCAGCUGAUAGCCCGCAACCGAGAGCGCAUGGCUGCGCUGCAGCUGCCACAAAUGGCCGCCGAUUUUGCGGCAAUCGUGGCACCCCCCAAGCCUGCGCGCGCCGCGGCGACGCAAAAGGGCGUGGGCGCCGCUUCAAGGAAGCGCGCCCGCGCAGCCGCGGGCCUGGAGCUGCCGCCGCGGUCGUCGGGGCGGCUGAGGGGUGUGGCGCCGGACGCGGCGACAGCGGGCGGCAUCGUGCACGAAGGGCGGGACGGCCGGGUGGUGGUGGCCGCGGCGCCGGCAGGCGGCGGGGACAACGGCGGCGGCGCACGCGCUGGGGCGGCACCGAAGGCGGAGCCAGCGCCGCGCUUCUCGGAGGCCCCCCUGCCGUUCCGCUCCACCAAUGCGGACGCCGCCACCGACGCGGCAUUCCUUGAACUGAUCAAAUCCAGCGCCGCCCCGACCAGCGCAAGCCCGGCCACUGGCCGCGCGGGCCGCAGGGGCGCCGCCGCCGGCGCCGCGGCAGGCCCGGGCGGCGGCGCGGCGGUCGGUACGGCGGCGGACGCUUUGAUGCGGCUGCGGCUGGACCCCGAGGAUGUGGCCAAGAUGACGCGCCAGGGCACCACCUGUGUCGCGUGGCACCCGGCCUCGGGGGCGCGGCCCAUCGUGGCGGCGUCGGACAAGAGUGGGCAGGUGGCGCUGUGGUGCGUAGACUACGACGGCGGCGGUGGCGGCGGCGGCGGCGGCGGCGGGGACGGGGGCGGCGGCGACGUGGAGGACGGGGAGGGCGCGGGCUGCGACGGGAUCCUUGUUUUCGGGGCGCACCGGGAGUAUGUGUCGGCGAUGCGCUGGGUGGGGCGCGGCGCGGCGGCGCGGCUGCUGAGUGCGUCGUACGACGGCAGCGUGCGCCUGCUGGACGUGGAGAAAGGCGAGUUCCUGCUGCUGCCGGCGCUGCCUGCGCCCUCCAAGGGCGCCGAGUGGAGCGCCGCCGAGGCCGACGUCGGGGGCGACGUGGCUUACCUCGCCACCCCGGAGGGGGAGCUCACGGUCAUCGACGCGCGCGCCGCCUCGGCCGCGGCGCGCGACGUGGCCAUCCACGACAGGAAGGUCAACACCCUGGCCCUGCUGGGGGCGGACGGCGGCGUCGCGGCCUCCGCGCCCGGCGCGGGGCGCCUGCUGGCCAGCAGCUGCAGCGACGGCUGCGUGAGCGUGUGGGACGUGCGGCAGCUGCCGUCUGGCGGCACGCGGCGGCCCGCGGCGGUGAGCGCGCUGCGGCACGCGAAGAGCAGCCAGGGCGCGGCGUGGGCGACGGACGCGAGCGGGCGGCUGCUGAGCAUUUCCUUUGAUGAUACCCUGCGGGUGUGGGGGCCCGACGCGCGCACGGGCGGCGGCGGCGGCGCGGCGUCCGCGGCGGCUGCUGAUGCGGGCGCCGGCAAGGGCAUGCAGCAGCUGCUGAGCGUGAGGCACAACAACAACACCGGCCGCUGGGUGAUCCCCUUUCGACCGGCGUGGUUUGGCAGCGACUGCUUUGUUGUCGGCGACAUGAAGCGCGGGGUCGCCGCUUUCGACGCUGCCGCCGGCACCGCGCGCGGGCUGCUGCAGGCGGAGGCGCUGACCGCGAUCCCCAGCCGCCUGGCGGCGUGGUGCCCCGGGGCGGGCGGCGCGGAGGGGGGCGCGCCGAUGCUCGCAGUGGCGACGAGCAGCGGCCGGGUGCACGUGUUUAGAUAG